AUGGAUGACGGCGGGAAUCACGCGCCACUAGCGCCAGCCUCACAAGAGCCCGAUGACGAGACCUUGGAUGCAUUAGCUGCCGACGCCGCUGCCGUGGUUCUCAGCGACAGAGAGAAGCUCGUGCUGCAGCUCUACCAUCAAGUGCGCGAACUCGAGCUGGAGUCCAGCCUGCUUCAGGCCCAGCAGAAUGACACCACGUCGGCCCCGUCGGACGAGCACCUUUCAGAUGACGAAGUCGCCCAGCAGCUGAUCGCCGCCGAGCGUGCAGCCAUGGAGGCACGCGCAUCGUACAUGAUCCGCAACAAAAUCACCGACCAAGUCCUCACCAUGGAUCCCGUAAUCAAGGCCGUGCACGGCGGCUCGACUACCUCCUUCGAAGAAAGACGCCUCGCCCCCCUCCUCACCCCCCGCGACGCCCUCUCCAUGCACCUCUCGCACCAAACCCACGCCCUCACCACCACCGCCACCGCCCUCGCCACCGCCGCCAAAGCCCUCUCCGCCGCCAACGCCAAAAACGCCGCCCUGGCCGCCACCCUCCUCUCCCUGACCGCCGAUCACCACCACCAUCCUUCUUCUUCUUCAUCCGCCGUCGGUGCUGACGGCCUCGGCCUCGACCCCGACCUCGACCCCAAGCUCCGCGACCAGCUGCUCGAAGCGGAGCGCGACGCCGCGCGCGCGCGCCGCCGGUGGCGCGGCGUCAAGGGGGUCGUGGCCGGCGUGGUCGCGGGCAGCGGGGUGGACUGGGCGGCCGACGAGGGGUUGCGGGGGCUGGUGCUCGAGGAGGACGAGGACGAGGACGAGGACGAGUUGGUGUUUGAUGAGGGGGAGGCGAUGGCGGAGUGA
This is a messenger RNA of Diplodia corticola, 843 nucleotides long. RefSeq lists its product as uncharacterized. Gene Ontology annotation, biological process: kinetochore assembly. The transcript is spliced from 3 exons. Gene Ontology annotation, cellular component: kinetochore. Lineage: Eukaryota; Fungi; Ascomycota; Dothideomycetes; Botryosphaeriales; Botryosphaeriaceae. The coding region runs from base 1 to 843 and encodes 280 amino acids. The record is from RefSeq and is a predicted model, not a curated record.